CUCAUUCAUUCACUCACUGACUCACACACUGUGUCUCUCUCUCUAACUAUUACUCAGUCUCUCAGUUCUCUCUCAGUGUUAGACUGUUUGCCACAACUGUUGGCUUUAAUUAGCUUUUAGUGAAUUGACUGAACAUUUCAAACGCUUUUCACAAACUAAUCAAUUGUUUGCCAUUUAAGUGAUAAUCGCUUUAUCGACACAAAGAGUGGCCAAAAAUGUCUGAAACGGCGACCAACGAUACAACACCAAAGGAUGUCGAGACCAAAGAUCAGAAAAAUGGUGAUCAAAACGGAGAAGAAGAGAAAGACAAGACACAGACACCGCCUGUCAAAGAGAUGCGCGCUAUUGUGUUGACCGGCUUUGGAGGUCUGAAAUCUGUGAAAGUUAUGAAACGCCCGGAACCGACACUUUCAGAGGGAGAAGUGUUGAUUAGAGUGAAGGCUUGUGGACUUAACUUUCCUGAUCUAAUGCUGAGACAGGGAGUCAUCGAUAAUCCGCCCAAAACUAAGGCCCCAUUUAUUAUGGGCUUUGAGUGCGCCGGAGAAAUCGAGGCCGUCGGCGAAGGAGUGACCGGAUUCCGAGUGGGUGACCGCGUGGCCGCUUUGAGUGAGGCCAAGGCUUGGGCUGAAUUGGUGGCUAUAAAUACCAAAUAUGUAUACAAAAUACCGGCCAAAAUGAGUUUUCAGGACGCCGUGGCAACGACCAUGAAUUAUGUAGUCGCCUAUGCAUUGCUCUUUGGUGUCGGCAAUCUUAAGAGUGACCAAACAGUUCUCGUUCACUCAGUUGGCGGCGGAGUUGGUCAAGCAGUGGCACAAUUGGCAAAAACUGUUGGUAACGUAACAUUGAUAGGAACGGCCACUAAAGCUAAACAUGAGUCCAUACAAAAUGUUACACAUCUUAUCGAUCACACCAAUGAUUACAUUCAGGAAAUUAAAAAAGUUGCUCCCGACGGUGUUGAUCUUGUUUUAGACUGUCUCUGUGGUGACGAUGCAAACAAAGGUUACAGUCUGUUGAAGCCAAUGGGAAGAUAUAUUUUAUAUGGCGCCUCUAAGUUGACGACUGGAGAGACCAAAAGUUUAUUUAGUUUAGCAAAGUUUUGGUGGCAAGUGGACAAAGUUAGUCCAAUGAAACUGUUUGAUGAAAACAAGACCAUCGCUGGUUUCAAUUUGCGUCAACUCUUGUACCAACAGGGAAGAGAUGAAUACGUGCGCGACAUUGUUGACAAUGUAUACAAACUGUAUUCAGAGGGACAAAUCAAGCCAGUAGUUGACUCUACGUGGGCUUUGGAGGACAUCGCCGACGCCAUGCAAAAACUUCAUGAUCGCAAAAACAUUGGUAAAGUAGUGUUGGAUCCGUCUCAGGAACCUAUUCCUAGACCUCCCGAAGAAGUGAUUGAAAAGAAACGCAAAGGAAGUGCUAAAGAAAAGGAAACCAAAGAUAAGGACAAAGAAAAGGAUAAAGAAAAUAAAGAAAGUAAAGACAAAGUGGAGAACUCGGACAGCACUGAGAAGGCGCCAGAAAAUGGGGAUAACUCUAAGUAAAUGAUUUUUAAUAUCCGUUUCUUUUAUCUAUGCGUUGGAACAGUCAUUCUGCCAAUUAUUUGGAGUUUAUUUUCAUUUUUAUCAUAAUAUUUGAAUGAUUUUUAUGCCAAUAUAUAUUUAAAAUUGUUUUAAAAUGGUUUUAAUAUUACAAGUAUAUACAAUAUAUAACUUAACGAAAUCUAUUGAACAAUAUUUACAAAAAAGAUACUAAUCCUCUACGUCUAUAUUACAUCCCAUAUAUAAAUAUUGUAAAUGAUAUGAUAUAGUAAUUGAAUUAUUGGUUGAAUCUUAAAAUUAACAUUCCAUAUAAAAUUAAUGUAAAAAUUGAUGUAAAAUCGGUUCAAAUUGUUGUUCAGUGAUUGUCAAACAAUUUGUGAUCAAAUUUUAUUUAUUUGAUGUUUUUAAAUGUUUUAAAUGUCUGUUAAUUCUUAAAAAAACGAAACAAACAACAAUUACCACUAUUUCUAGUCUAUAUAAUCAUUCAUUAAUAAUAUACUCAAUUUAACUGAAACCCAUAUUUUUCUGUUAAACAUUACAUAUACGGUAUAUAUUUUUCUUGAGUUUAUUUAAAUUUCUAUCAAUGAAAAGAAACCAAAUUUUGAAUCAUUUUUAAAAAUAAAGUUUUAUCAUGUAAUACAUAUUAUUAUUAUUACAUAUAAGAUGUUUUGUAUAUCUAUAAAUAUUUAUUUUUUAUUGUAAGUCUAUAUAUUUGUAUUUUUAUUAUUGUCUUUUUAACAUAUUUGCCGGCAAUUGUUGUGAUCUUAUACACACAAAAAUAUAUAUACAUUUAGUUUCUAUUCAUAAAAUAUACACAAUUUAUAUAUUUAUAAAUACUGUAUAUUCUUGAGUUUUCUCUGUAUUUCUAUGUUUAUUGUAUACUAAUAUUUGUGAAGUUUGUCACCAAUUUUGAAACUUAAAUAAGAUUAUAAAGUCGUGAACUUUUAAAUUAAAUGGUGCUUAAAAUGGAUUUGUAAUCAAAUUAAAACUAC
This is a messenger RNA of Oppia nitens, 2530 nucleotides long. Its product is annotated as synaptic vesicle membrane protein VAT-1 homolog-like. Gene Ontology annotation, molecular function: oxidoreductase activity. NCBI's taxonomy places the organism in Eukaryota, Metazoa, Arthropoda, Arachnida, Sarcoptiformes, Oppiidae. The record is from RefSeq and is a predicted model, not a curated record. The transcript is spliced from 8 exons. Bases 216 to 1541 code for a protein of 441 amino acids.